ACCCUGGCUAUUCCUAUGACACUGCUCCUGUCUCCUAUACUGGCUUCCUGCCUUGCUCUGGUGCACACCUGGCGAUCUACCAUACCAGCUCUGCAUAUUACUAUUGUGCCUGAAUCGGAGGUUCAUCAGUCUUCCAAAGUCUCCAACUGCAAGAGCUGCAAACAACAUCAACUGGCGUUCUUGUCCCCCUGGUCCCUAGACACCCUCUGUUCCACUUCCAGUGGGGUCAGGGCUAGUGACAUAAGUGAGGCCGACCUUGUCAUUUCAGUCUCCAAUCAGGUACGUGAUAGUACCAGUCAGCCAGUGAUGGAGUCUGAAAGGGAGGCCUCUGCAAUGGGGGACAUCUGUCAAUCAGUCUAUGCCUUGUCUUAUAUUAUUAUACAAGUUUGCAAAAAAACCUUGAGCACAUGGAAAACCAACUACCAACCAAGUCAGAUGUUUCAACAGCCAUGGGUCCUUCUGCAGCUUCAGACAUAACUACCCAG
This is a messenger RNA of Staurois parvus, 485 nucleotides long. NCBI's taxonomy places the organism in Eukaryota, Metazoa, Chordata, Amphibia, Anura, Ranidae. The record is from the annotation of a GenBank genome assembly.